AUGGAAAUGACCACGUCCGUCCACGUAGUGUACGAUCCCGGCUUUGUGGCUAGAGGCGGGGGUGGAGAGGUGGACCCCGGGAAACGAGACCGCGUGCCUCGCAAAAUUGAGGAAAUCAAGGACUUUCUACUCACAGCCAGGCGAAAGGAUGCCAAAUCUGUCAAGAUCAAGAAAAACAAGGACAACGUGAAGUUUAAGGUUCGGUGCAGCAGAUACCUCUACACCUUGGUCAUCACCGACAAGGAGAAGGCCGAGAAGCUGAAGCAGUCCCUGCCCCCAGGUUUGGCAGUGAAGGAGCUGAAAUGA
Messenger RNA from Chrysochloris asiatica (Cape golden mole), 306 nucleotides. It is a transcript of the gene RPL38, whose product is annotated as ribosomal protein L38. The record is from RefSeq and is a predicted model, not a curated record. The coding region runs from base 1 to 306 and encodes 101 amino acids. Gene Ontology annotation, molecular function: structural constituent of ribosome. Gene Ontology annotation, cellular component: ribosome; cytosolic large ribosomal subunit. Gene Ontology annotation, biological process: protein-RNA complex assembly; translation. The transcript is spliced from 4 exons. NCBI's taxonomy places the organism in Eukaryota, Metazoa, Chordata, Mammalia, Afrosoricida, Chrysochloridae.